Dracunculus medinensis (Guinea worm) is the source of this 294-nucleotide messenger RNA. Lineage: Eukaryota; Metazoa; Nematoda; Chromadorea; Rhabditida; Dracunculidae. The record is from the annotation of a GenBank genome assembly.
AUGCUUAUGGCUCGUUACAAUAUGGUUCAACAAAACGGUGGUCCACAGUCGUCGAUACCUUCCACUUCACAGCGUAUUGCUCGACCACUUCGACGCCCACAAAUUCCACAAAAGCCAGUUCUUCCCAAUUAUGGGCCUCGCCCUAUCGGUCAAAUUUGUAAAAACGAUGUUAUUGGUUUGUCGAAAUGGGCAAUAUCGUCUCCUGUGGACGCUGUAGAGAUUUUGGGAAAGGGGCAAGAAAUUGCUAAGCCAGUUUUAAGUAGAUCCACUUGUUCACUAAACAGAUGUGCCUAA